Molecule: messenger RNA, 1374 nt
Organism: Pelodiscus sinensis (Chinese soft-shelled turtle)
Lineage: Eukaryota; Metazoa; Chordata; Testudines; Trionychidae
Source: RefSeq, a predicted model, not a curated record
AUGACUUGCCAAGGUCACACAGCAGGCUCAGUUGUGGUGUUAGCCCAAGAGCCUCCCCAAGCCUGGGCCAGAAGCGGGCAUGGGUCAGCCAAGGGCGAAGACACCUUGAAGACGUCUCAGUUUCACUUCGACCUGUGGUUCUACUUCACCCUGCAGAACUGGGUGCUGGACUUUGGGCGGCCGAUCGCGAUGAUUAUUCUGCCUUUGGAGUGGUUUCCAUUAAACAAACCGAGUGCAGGAGAUUAUUUCCAUAUGGCAUACAAUGUCAUCACUCCGUUUCUUCUUUUAAAGCUCAUUGAACGAUCCCCCAAGACCCUGCCCCGAUCAGUCGUCUACGUCAGCAUCAUCGUGUUCGUCAUGGGAGCCAGCAUCCAUCUGGUGGGCGACUCCGUCAACCACCGCUUGAUGUUCAGCGGGUACCAGCACCACCUGUCGGUGAGAGAGAACCCCAUCAUCAAAAACCUGAAGCCGGAGACGCUGAUUGAUUCCUUCGAGCUGCUGUACUACUACGACGAAUACCUGGGGCACUCCAUGUGGUAUAUUCCUUUCUUCCUCAUCCUAUUCAUCUAUUUCACCGGCUGCUUCACACCCGCGAAAGAGGAGAGCCGAAUGCCCUUUGCCGCAUGGCUGCUCGUGGGGCCCAGCAGCCUUUAUUACUGGUAUCUCGUGACGGAAGGGCAGAUUUUCAUCCUCUACAUUUUUACUUUCUUUGCCAUGAUGGCCUUAGUGAUGCAUCAGAAACGGAAAGGGCUGGUCUUGGACAGCAACGGACUCUUCCUCUUCUACUCCUUCAUGCUUACGUUGCUCUUCAUCGGCGCCUGGGUGGUUUGGCUGUGGAACGACAAGAUCCUCAGGAAGAAGUAUCCCGGCGUCAUUUACAUUCCCGAGCCGUGGGCCUUUUAUACCUUACACCUGAGCAAUCUCCAGCCGGCAGGGGACGGGGCUUAGGGGGGGUGGCGUGCGGACAGAUCUCUAGCUUUUCCGACCGUGGCUGUGUCUCGGAUCCGUUACUGCCCCGGUAGCUGGAACCCGGCUGUACGCUGCCCCGACCUGGGGGAAGGGGUUUGGCCGUGGUACGUCUGCCGUGUCAGUUACUUUCCAAAGCUGCCGCCUUGCGUGUUCUGGUCUGGGUGCAGUGCAGGCACGGAGCUGACCUUCGAGGGAAGACUGCCAGAGGCAAGCCAGGACCCGACGGAUGCAGCGGGGCUUCGGCCUGUAGUUGUGUUGUCCCGUAAAACUUCAUCCCCGUGUAGCCGACGGUGGAGCAGUUCCCCCCAGUCUGGUCGACGGCCAGCCUUUCCCUUCUGAGCGCAACGCGGGGGACCUCUGGAACAUGGCAUGCAAUGACUUCCCAGUGCAGCUCAUCCUCCGGGC